AUGGAGCUGUUGAAUAUCUGCUCUGGACGUGUCACUUUUAACAAUCAGCGCAGUUACCUGAAGGCUGUGUGUGCAGCAUUUGUGGAGAUCAAAACCCCCAAGUUUACAAAGAAGGUUCAGAUUGACCCGUAUCUGGAAGACUCAAUGUGUCAAGUUUGCCUUCGCCAACCUGGGCCUUUCUUCUGCAGAGACCAGGCCUGCUUCAAGUACUACUGCCGCUCUUGCUGGCACUGGCAGCACUCCAUGGACAUCUUAAGCAACCACCGGCCCCUCAUGCGCAACCAGAAGAACAGGGACUCCAGCUAGAGCAGAUGGAUCCAAAUACUCUGAAGGGCCAGAGGAAGGCACCUCUAGAAGGGGCGCAGCUGCCCGCCAAGGAGAGCACGUGUGCCAGAUGUCCCUCAGUAUGAGGGCACCAUGGCACUCCACCAGGCACUGGGGAUAUCACUGUAGAAAAUGUUCACUUUUGCACUUGCUACAUUUUUGCUGUUGUUCACAGUGGCACUAUGCACAGUGACCUUGUUGGGAAAGACAAGGGGCCCUUCACACUUAUGCAUUUUCCCAGACUUGUGGUCAGACAGAAAGUUGGGUGUCAGCCUAAGGUUAAGAAGUGGAUGAAAAUGCCAUUUCUUUUUUCUUUUUGUUUACAUGCGUUGCAUAGUGAAGAGCAAUCACGCAAGUCUCAUUGCCGUUCAUUGGCAAAUGCCAUACAGUGCCUUUAAAUUUUUAUUAUUUUUUUUUUCCCCCCCCCCCUGCUCCCUCCCUCCCUCCUUCUACCCCCAGUUGGCAUCUGUUUUUCCUGUGCAAGCCAACUGGUGUUUCUUACUUUUGGGAGUUGAAUGUUGGGCUUCAUUUAACCAGUCGCAUUUCAGACAUUUUUACGCAGUUUUUUACUAAUUUGUACACAAACGGUUUUAAGUCAUGACAUGAACAUUUUGAACAGAAUUCUACCAGGCGGCUGUUUAUGGGAAUACCCCCCCUUUUUUUUAUUUUUUCAUUUUUCUCAUAAAUUUUUCUGUGGCAAUUUCUUUUUAAUUUGCCCUCCCAAAUUUCAACUGAAUGGGCACAAAAUGUUGGAAGUACUACUUUAACUUGCUUUGUUGGUCCAGUUAUAUUAAAUGUAUGUAACUAUAGUACUGGAUAUGCUUCAACUGGGCAAUCCAUCAUUUCUCAAGCACCUGAUGGAUCCUGUUGAGACCAGAGUGAAUGAAUAUUUGAGUGUACAUAGUUUUGUUUUUUGCACUUUUUAAUUUGCACGUGUGGAGGUGGCAGUGGUUUUUAAUCACUUUUGUACAUCAGCAGGGGGACACGCCUAUGUUAGAACAGCUGCUUGUUUCCUGUUGAAUGUAAGAACUUCACUUAGCUGAUAAAUGUAAUCUAUCCAGAGCUUGAGUAGACCAAGUAAAUGAUUCCACGCUUUCUUAUCCCAGUUUGCCUUCCUGUUCCAGUUGGACAUAAAUGCAUAAUAAGCUGUGUGCCAAAGACGAAGUGUCUUUUCUUUAUCAAUUAGGUUAGUCAUGCGGAGCUUGUUGUCCCUUAGCCCAGCUGCUUUUUAGAGUUUUGAAAGUCUACCUCAUUGUGGUCUGCCAAGUUUGCUGCUACUUACAGUUGUGGUGUAUGUUCAGAUUGGGCACAAUAAAGGUGUUGCAGCAUUA
This is a messenger RNA of Cottoperca gobio, 1655 nucleotides long. Its product is annotated as cytoplasmic polyadenylation element-binding protein 1-B-like. The record is from RefSeq and is a predicted model, not a curated record. The coding region runs from base 1 to 306 and encodes 101 amino acids. Lineage: Eukaryota; Metazoa; Chordata; Actinopteri; Perciformes; Bovichtidae. Gene Ontology annotation, biological process: negative regulation of cytoplasmic translation. Gene Ontology annotation, molecular function: mRNA 3'-UTR binding; ribosome binding; translation factor activity, RNA binding. Gene Ontology annotation, cellular component: neuron projection; nucleus; cytoplasm. The transcript is spliced from 5 exons.